UUGUUUUUCUCUGUUGCCCAUGCUUUUAUGGACUUAAUGAUUAGAAUUGCCCAUAGUAUAAGAUGAUCUGACCAGUACCUUAACAACCUCCUGACACUUCUGUUGUUCAAGUUACUAUUUUAUCUGUCCUGACAUUUUUAUUCUCUCACCACAUUGCAUAGACACUGAAAAUGUUCCAAUUUGAAUCCUAUUGGUGGCAUGGGCGUCCAAUGAUACAGAAUGAUGGGAAAAUACUUGCCAUGUCUUCAUCAAUUCUACAAGGAGUUGUUGGCAGGAGAGAGGCCAAGCAAGGACAGUCAGGAAUUGGCGGCUUUGCUUUCUCCCAAUGUGUGCAUGGAAGAUUCAAACCUUCCUCUGGAAACCAAUGAAUUUAUUGAACCAAGUAGCCAAGCUUUUCAUUUCCAUGGGAGCAUAUUGACUGUGGAUAGUCAUGGCAUGCCACAUGAUAGCCACUCAACCACAAAUGGCAGUCAGAAUGAUAUCCUGUUGCUUCAGAUAUCCUUAAUUCAGAUGAUGGGUUCUAAAUUACAUUCUGAAAUACUGAAUCAAGAUGUCAGAGAAUCCUACAUGAAGGCGACAAGAGUUUUAUUAGAAGAUAUGGACAUUUCAUCUAAGCUGGUUCCACUGUUUGGCUGCCCAGACAAGCUGUUGUCUCACAUGGCUGUGAAAUGCGUUGCAUCACUGAUCCUAGUUCAGAUUUUGGUGUUGAAUCUGUCCAUUGAAAGCUGGAUGAACAGCUGUUUGUACACACUAUCAGAAGACUCUGGAAGCAGUAAAGCAGCUGAAUGGCUGCAAACAAUUACAUUUGUGACUAAAGAAAUUUUAAAGGGAAAAUCCCUGAACAAGACAGUGACCAUACAGAAGCUCCUCAUUCCGUUGGACUCUGUAUUCGAUGGUUUUUACUCUGUCACGUUUGCCUCAUAUUCUGGUGACUGCAGAACAAGCGGAGCCACAACAAGACCCGAUACUGAGAACAUUGCCACAACCAACCAACUUCCAUUCAUAGAUUUGCUUGAAGUUUUUGCUGCUAUUAGAAUCCAGCUGAAAUUAAAUUUCUCUUGUCUGAGGAUAUUAUACCUGUGUGCCUCACAAAUACUGCACUGUGUCAUUUCCUCUGCUCAUUAUUUGGUUAAAAAAAGGCUCCUUUUGCUGCUCAAACAAUGUAUCCUUUGCCAAGCUGGUGAAGAUGAUGCCGAUUCCUGUUGUGCAAUAUCUCAGCAAGAUAACCACAUGCACUAUGAUUUACUGGCUGUAUCUAAUGCAGUGUUACAAGCUUUGGUGUCAGGUUGGUUAAGGCAAGUUCCUGUGAGUCCCAAGCCAUCUUUCUUUGGAGGUAGUGAGAUAUUUGGUGUUGAAGAUUCGAACUGUGGGCCAGAUCUGGUGACGUUAAGGGCUGUAAGUCUAAUUCUAAUCAAAGCCAUGGAAAUUAAGGUGCAAAACAUGACCUUUGCAGACAAAGAAAAAGGGUGCCUGAGAGCUGAGCUCCAGUCUUGGAUGUCCCAACUGAUGACGUUUCUGAGGAUGCAUUUCCAGUGCCCUGAACGUUCCCAGCUGCUCUCACAUCCAUGCACCUUGGUUUCAUUGGUUUUCGGGGAGCAGGAUGAUGAUAUGGUGGAGGCUGCCAGAGCGCUGUUAAACAUCUAUAAACGUUCCUACAGAUCGUUGGAUAGCUACUCUCAGGGAAAGACAGACAUCUCUCUUGAGACACAUGAACAUUGCUUCAAUCCCCAUUGUAUCUUUCUCCUGAUGCUACAGAAUUUAGCUUUUGAUCAUUGUGUGCUGCUGGAUUUCCUGAUUUCCACUGAAACCUGCUUCCUGGAGUAUUUAGUGAGAUAUCUGCGACUUCUUCAAGAGGACUGGCACCCCUUCCACUGCAUUUGUGUUCAGUUUGAUGCUGCUGCUGAAUCAUUUUGUUCGCCUGCAAUUAAUGAUAUCCGUGAUGAUCUCAAUCUCACUGCUAGUGUAGAGCGAGACAGGACCAACAAUCAAACUGUCAUCGGAGGCUCAAAAGAAGCAGUUGUAAGUUGCACAGCACCACACCUUGCACCCAAGGGGGAGCUGAGGAACAGUGAAAACAACUCUGGACUUCUGGUGAGCAGUAAUAGGCCUUGGCCACUUGAGCAGCCCCAAAGCCUAGUGGAUUACGAGAGUUCGGAGGACUCGGAUAGUGAUGGAAUGGAAGCUCCCUACCUGAAUAUCGUCAGCCUGAAAGGUAGUCAGGGUAAUGAAGAGAUGAAUAACACAGAAACACCUGGUGAAAUAGUGAACCAUGUUCCAGAAAAAAUAGGAAGCAUCAACGUUGUAAGUGGCCCAAGGGAUGCAAGUUCACACAGUUGUGAAAAGCACACAAAAAUGUCCUUUGAAGGAAUGUUUAAGAAAUCAAUGAGGUGUUUGACUGAAUUGAGAAAAACCAUUAGCCGUUUGCAGGGAAGAAGUCUUUUUCCAUAUAAUGCAACGGCACUGCUAAAACUGCUGUUAGAUAUUGAAACACGCAGCAGAAAAGAUAGUUCAAACCCUGCAUAACUGCCAGUGAAGAAUAGAUCCUUUGACAGUUCAGACAAUGAGUUUCUCCAAAAAUUCUAUUAUACUGAUUUAUGAUUCAUUCUUGUAAAUAAAACUUAGCAAGAAGUUAGUUAACUUCUUUGGUAAAAUAUAAAGUUUGCAAUGAACAGAAUGAAGAACAAGAUGUGAAAUUAGAUACUUUAAUUUAUUCUACAUCUCUUCAAAUUGAAACUUGUAUAUAUAUCAAUAUUAGAGAGAUUACACCGAGUUUGUGAACUACCUGAGUCACAGUGAGGCUGAGACACAGAGCAAGUUACGGAUGGUUAUAAUUUAUAUCCUAACAUUUUAUUAUUUGGUUGAAUUUUUUAAAAAAAUCACAAAGGAAUGAAAACUGGAAAAAAACUGGGGUCUUCUUAUUAGAACAAAACAGAUGAUGGGACAACAAGGCAGAUAGAAGCAAACUGUUACAAUAUUUGAGGGUUCAGGAAUGAGGGCCCAUAGAUAUAAGAUAAAAUCAGUGAUUUAGAACAGAGAGCAGGAGAAACUUUGCGCAUUCAGGAGGUUGUGGAAUUCACUUACAGAGUUGGUGGUCGAGGCAGAAACUAUGUCAAAAUUCAAUAUUAGAUUGGCUAAUUGGAUGAAGGAAAGGAUAAAGGGAGAUGGGAAUAGUGACUGUGAUUCAAAUUAUUUGCUCACAUGGAGAUUAAACAUUGAAUUGAACUGUU
Molecule: messenger RNA, 3227 nt
Organism: Carcharodon carcharias (great white shark)
Lineage: Eukaryota; Metazoa; Chordata; Chondrichthyes; Lamniformes; Lamnidae
Gene: lins1
Product: lines homolog 1
Exons: 7
Coding region: 220-2523 (767 amino acids)
Source: RefSeq, a predicted model, not a curated record